Platichthys flesus (European flounder) is the source of this 3313-nucleotide messenger RNA. Its product is annotated as prostaglandin D2 receptor 2. Lineage: Eukaryota; Metazoa; Chordata; Actinopteri; Pleuronectiformes; Pleuronectidae. The transcript has a single exon. Gene Ontology annotation, molecular function: complement receptor activity; G protein-coupled receptor activity. The record is from RefSeq and is a predicted model, not a curated record. Gene Ontology annotation, cellular component: plasma membrane. Bases 4 to 1425 code for a protein of 473 amino acids. Gene Ontology annotation, biological process: phospholipase C-activating G protein-coupled receptor signaling pathway; complement receptor mediated signaling pathway; inflammatory response.
UAAAUGGGUCUCCUUGUCUCUGUUUUUUCUUUCAGAGCACAGAUGUCAAACGCAACAAGCGGAGGGCUCUUCUGCCCCCUGCUGCAAGACAUGCGGAAUCACAGCCUCAACAACAACAGCAUGGCCAAUAUGGUGGUGGUUUGCUUCCACGGUCUGGUCUCCUGCCUCGGGCUUCUGGAGAACGCUCUGAUCCUCUGGGUGCUUGGCUUCCGCCUUCAGCACCGCACCGUCACCUCCGUCUGGGUGCUCAACCUAGCCCUGUCUGACUUCCUAGCCACCCUGAGCCUCCCCCUCUUCGCUUCUUACUACUACCACCUCCACAGCUGGGAGCUCGGCCACGCACUCUGCAAGACACAGGCUUCCAUCUUCUUCAUGAACAUGUUUGUGUCAGCCUUCCUGCUGGCCGCAAUUUCACUCGACCGCUUGCUUCUCGUAGUCAAGCCAGUGUGGAGCCAGAAUCAUCGGGCAGUGUCAGGAGCAUGGAAGGUGUGUGGAUUAGGUUGGUUAUGGGCUGCACUGAACACAAUACCUUAUACGGUGUUUCGCUCAGUAAUUCAGAAACAGGGUGAGGGGAAUUUGUGCUAUCAUAACUUUGCUCUGAUUUCGUCCUCUCAAGCCACUUUGGAGAGAGACUGCGAAGUGAGACAGGCGGCAACAGCCAUCUCCAAGUUGCUGCUGGCAUUCCUCUUUCCCUUGGUGGUGAUUGCAGGGAGUUAUGUCCAAAUAGGUCUCAGCCUGAGGAGCAGGAGCAGGAUGAGGAAGCAGAGCACCACCAGACUAACUGAUGCCCUGAUCAUGUCAAGCAAAGGCCGAGCAUCAGGAGCUACAGACACAACAACUAACAUCAUCCUCAAGCCUCCGUCCUCCAGUCCAACUUUAGCUUCGACGCCAGCUACCAUGUCCGCCACCGUCUCUAAUCAGACCAAUUGGGGCCAGCUGUCCCAGAGCUUCAUCAAAAUGGUGACAUUUGUGAUCACUGCAUUUGUACUGUGCUGGGCUCCCUAUCACAUCGUCUGCAUCAUUGAGCUUACGGCACAUUACUGGAGGAAGAAUCUCAAAGUGGUGGAGUUGGGGCUUCCCCUCGCUACAACCCUCGCAUUUUUGAAUCCGGUGUUGAACCCCAUUCUGUACGCCUUCAGCUGUCCACACUUCUGCGUGAAGAUACGACAGAGUCUGGGAGCAGUGUUUGACGGACUGGUAGAAGAGGACGGAGGGUUCUUAGUCGCUCAAGGGAAGAGCAUAAGAGCUCAGAUAAGGCGGAGAAGCAGUCGAGAUGUGAGCCCUGCAACACCAGGGUCAUCAUCACCCUGUAAAUCAUCUGUCAUCCGACCUGCCUUCCCUCAGCCUUUGGACUCUGAAAACCUUGAAGAUCAUCAAAUGGAUAAAACAGGACAAGAUUCAAAAAUAAUGAUGGAGCAAAGCUGAGGUCCCAUUUGCUUUUUGGUUUAUAUUUGUGUUAAUUUCAUGAUGUAUCUUAAUUCAUCUAUAAUCUUUGUAAAAUCCUGUGAAGUAGGUACAAGCAUUCCAAAGAAAUCAUGUUUAUUUAAAAGUAAUUUUCUGAUAUUUUUUUAAUGCAAAUUCUUAUGUAGUUUAACCUCUUCGGGCCCCUUUAGAGUUCUCAAUUGAAAUGAGAAAAAAAAAAUCGAUGGUAAGGUUGUAAACUCUGGGGACACCAGUACUUAUGGAAAAUCUGCUGUUGUAGAUUGAGUGCCCAUGCUAUGCCCCUUCUGGCCAUCAGAGAGCAGUAUAGCCCUGAUUGCUUACACAGACAUGAAAUUAUACGGUAGGAUUAUGCUUUUCAGGUCCUGUAAUCCAGGAGCUUUUAAAUCUGAACAGCCUAACGUCAGGCCACCUUUCUGAGUGAUUGGAUUUCAUCAUGUCUGAUAUUCAUUUUGAUUGACUGUCUCACUGCCGCCGCCACAAUCGUCUGGUUCCAUCAGACUCAAUUUGAAACACGUGGCCACACAGGCCGAGGUGUAAUUUAGGCCAGAGCAACAACAGGAUUGCCAUGGAGGUAGUUGUAAUUUGGUGAGAAUAUCGGAGGGAAGAAUAUAAAAACAGUGCAGGAUUAAACCUUAACAGGUCAGACUGAGAAAGUUCAACUUCCCUCUCAAUCAUUCAGUUCCAGCAGAUUAUCUUUCUCUGUCUCUCUCUCUGUCUUUUCAUACGUUGAAAUGUGUUAGAUGUGAAACCUGUUCAUUGCAGAACAAGAGUAUACUGAAAAUGUUGUUUGUUUUUUUGUACAUUUCUAUGCCACGUGGAGGACCUAAGGUAGAAUAUUAUUAAAGCUGGAGAGGGUCAUGCUUUUGUAAAAAAGACAAACACAAGAUCAAGCUCCCCCCUGACUACCCCAACAAUUAUCAUACAGGGGGUCAGAGGAAUCAGGGGAUAUGUAUCUGAGACAAAACCAACAAACCAGUGCCAGUUAACUAAAUUAAAUAAAUCUUAAAAUGUCAUGGUGUCAUUCAGAAAACUUCUCCAUGUAUGUAAAGAUACAAGUAAACCGAGGUUAUUUCUGAGAAAAGUGAGAUCACAAACGAUGGAGCCACAGAGAUUAAAUACAGCGCUGCGGAAAAACAGUUUGUACAGAUGAGAGAUAAGGAAGGAAUAGGUGGAGGGGGGGGUGGUGUGGAGUAUUGCUUGGUUUAAUGCACUGCCACAGUACUUAUAGCUGACAGAUGCUAGCUGGAGAUUUAAGAAGACCACUUGUUGUUGAUAAAAAGUUUUCUUCUGCAUAACAGAGGUAGAGAGUGACUCAUUUUCAUCAUCACAGUUCAGGUUCUUCCAAAUUAUUAUAAAAAUUUAAAGAAACAAAAAACACAUUGUUGCGCAAUGAACGAUGUGGGUUUUAAACUUUUGGACUUUGUGACUCCUUAAUCUUUCAAUAUAAACAGCGAAGAGAUGGUGAACGGCUGUGGCUGCAGGAGGUGGAGUGAAUUCUCCACCAACCAGAAGGUCUGAGUUCAAUCCCCUUGCAGGUUUUGAAGUGGUGAAGUGACCUGAGGAGAAACACUGAACCCCAAAUGUCCCAUGAUGGCUGUGCCAGCAGUGUGUGUGUGUGUGUGUGUGUGUGUGAGAGUGGUGUUUGAUGGAGAAAGGGUUGCACAUAGUUGAACUGUAUGAAUGUGUGUGUGUGAAUAGGCUGAAUAGCAAAACUGUACUUCAAAGCACUUUGAGUGAUGACUUUGAUGACUUCUUCAACAGCAGCUGUGUUUGUUAUGUCAAUGCAAACUGAGUGAAACACAACGGUUAACCGUUGACAUGAUGACACGCUACUACCCAUGAGUACUCUGUAGUCAUUACUGCAAUAUGA